UCUUCCUCCCCUCAAUCCCCCCUUUUCUCACGGCGUCGCGGCCCCCCCGAAAUAAAGCCGUCGUCGACACCUCCCCCGAGCCGCAAGCAACCCCGCGAUUCCCCCGCAUCGCCGGCGAAUCGGCGGCGGCGACGACGAGGACGACGAGGAGGCCAUAGGGUUGUGGAGGAGGGGUGGGGGACCUGUCUUCGAUGCGCGGCGCAUGGCGGCGGUGAACAGCCUCUACGUCGCCGCGGCAUCCACCGCGGCCAGCGCCGCGGCGCUGCAGUGGUGGGCGGGGUCCCUCCUCGACGGGGAUGCCGACGCGGCGGGCGGGGGAGGAGGAGGAGGAGGAGGGGACUGGCUCGGCACGGUGCUGGGCUCGCACGUGACCGUCGCGCUCCUGGCGAAUCUGGCGGCGCACGUGUUCCUCGUCCUCAUCCUCUCCCUCAAGACACUAUUUUUUGUUCAAUUAACCUCUUCUGAGACUAGAAAGGUGUUGGAACACAUCAUUAACUAUGUGCUUUACAAGGGAACUUUUCUCCCACUGGUUGUGCCUCCUAAUUCUCAACAAAUAAUCCUUUGGUCAAGUUGGUUGGGCCUUCUUUGUUCCCUGAAGAUGUUUCAAUCAUUGGCUAGAGAACGCCUUGAACAGCUCAAUGCUUCACCAUCAGCGACUCCAUCAAAAUACUUUCGUGUAUAUUCUGCACUAUUGCUGGUUCUAUCGGCUGAUGUACUAUGGAUAAAGCUUUGUGUUGGGUUCUGCAAGUCGUGUAAUUCUCAACUAUUUUGGCUUAUGUUUUUUGAGCCACUUAGUAUUGGCUUUGAGACACUGCAGUCAAUCAUGGUGCAUGGAUUUCAGUUGUUUGACAUAUGGCAACGACAUCAAAUGGACAGUGGUGUGGACUAUCUUGAUUUCCAAAAAACUUAUAAGCAAGCAGCAGGAUCUUUUUCUGAGUGGAGAGGCAGACUAGUCAGAAAUUUUGGUUUUGUCAUUGACUUGAUAAGCUUAUUGAUGUCACUUGGUCAUUACUCAAUGAUCUUCUGGCUCCGUGGUAUGGCGUUUCAUCUGGUUGACGCUGUUCUCCUAUUGAACUUGCGCGCUCUUAUAGCUUCAUUUUGGAAGCGGAUAAAAACUUAUGCCAAGUUACGAAAGGCACUUAGUUCACUCGACGGAGCACUUCCAGAUGCUACAUAUGAUGAAAUCUGUGCAUACGACGAUGAGUGUGCCAUCUGUAGGGGACCAAUGGCUCGAGCUAAAAAGUUAUCCUGCAACCAUCUAUUUCAUCUAGCUUGCUUGCGAUCAUGGUUGGACCAAGGAUUAAUGGAUGGUUACUCAUGUCCAACUUGUCGAAGACCUCUCUUUCUGUCAUCUCAAGGUCACACAAGAUCUACAGCAGAGGUAGGAAACGUCCAGUUAAUUGCAGAACAACUUAAUGCGGGGUUGAAUCAGCAGAGGGUUCCUGGUCAUGAACAUCCUAUUGAACAUCAGAAUCCUGCAGAUGCUGUUUGGAGAGGUGCUGGUCUUGAUUCUAGCUGGGCACCACCAUGGUCGAGCCCUGGGAUGGACAAUCCCAGUUCUUCCAGCGCCGUGACAUCAGUGGGGCUUAGUGGAGUUCAGAUGAUGAUGAGGCAGUUGACUUCAGUGACUGAUAAUUAUGGGCAUCCAGAUGCCACCUGGAGUCUAUGGCCUGAGCCAGUUGCAGGAUCUUCGGUUGUUCCAUCCUCUUCCUCGAGGCCUGAUGGUGCUUCAGCUGCUGGCUUGCGGUUCCGAGGCACUGCAAGACCCGCGAAUGGUAGCAUGUCGGAGGUUCUCUCCAUGGUAGAUAGAGUACGAGAAGUUUUACCCCAUAUCCCUGACGAGCUAAUUAUUGAGGAUCUGAUGAGAACAAAUAAUAUAAACGCUACUGUAAAUAAUCUUCUGCUGAUGCAAUAAAAGAUAAACCAGCAAUACAACAUAUAAGCACGAUGUUUACCGGCUAUAAGUUCAUAUAUGAAAGGAUGUAUAGUUAAGUUAAAGACGAACCUGGGUGUCCAAGCACCUCUUGGUUCUUGUAAUAAGUGUUUUUUUUAGUUUAUUUCUUCCCAAUGUACUAAAAUGCCCCGGCUUUGUAUAGUAAUCACAGCUGUAUAAUAUUAUGCUCAAUAUGGCGUAGGAUAGCAUGUGUAGAAGAUGUUAUCAUCCAAAUAAAAGUGUGUUUGUCAUCCCAAUAAAAUUAUUUGUCGAUGAGAGCCAAUGAAUAGUGAAAACGUCUAAACGUGUGCUGCUGUUCUUGUGUGCCUCCUUCAUUGGAUAUGAAACGCUGACAGCUGUUUGAUGGA
Molecule: messenger RNA, 2301 nt
Organism: Oryza sativa Japonica Group (Japanese rice)
Lineage: Eukaryota; Viridiplantae; Streptophyta; Magnoliopsida; Poales; Poaceae
Source: RefSeq, a predicted model, not a curated record